This is a messenger RNA of Synchytrium microbalum, 3249 nucleotides long. RefSeq lists its product as uncharacterized. Gene Ontology annotation, molecular function: protein binding; nucleic acid binding; poly(A)-specific ribonuclease activity. Gene Ontology annotation, biological process: nuclear-transcribed mRNA poly(A) tail shortening; mRNA processing. Lineage: Eukaryota; Fungi; Chytridiomycota; Chytridiomycetes; Synchytriales; Synchytriaceae. The record is from RefSeq and is a predicted model, not a curated record. The transcript has 17 exons. The coding region runs from base 1 to 3249 and encodes 1082 amino acids. Gene Ontology annotation, cellular component: PAN complex; P-body.
AUGGCUGGACAAGUGCUGCACGAAAUAAGAAGAGUUGGCACUGAUCCUUCACUAAGAGGCAUCACUGCUAUCAGCUCAGACCCAUCAGAGGAGCUCAUUUGGAUUGGGAACACUCAGGCAUCAUUCAAGGCACACGCUGGGGCUGUCUCUCAACUCGCUGUUACAGAUUAUGGCGUCUUUUCCGUCGGAGGAAACACUGCCAGACUCACUGCUCGUCGUGGACUGCCACAAUGGACCGUACAGGAGGAAAACACCAAAAAGAUGAUUGCCAUGUGUCUACCAACAACACCAAGCUCUAAUGAACUGGUCGUUGCUGGCGAACCUACUACUCUGAUGCUAGUCAACAUUCAUCGAGGCACCAUAACAAGGCUAUUGGAUAGUGCUGGUGUAGAAACCAAAGUCAUGCGCAAAUCACGACUUUUAUGUUGUGGUACUGCUAAUGGCAAGAUCAUGCUACGAGAUCCUAGAUCAUACCGUGUAGAACAUACCAUCGACGCACAUAGUGGAAGUGUAAAUGAUAUGGACGUUGCUGGAUACACACUCAUGACGUGCGGAUCAUCCGAACGAGCCGGAGCACACGUCCGUGAACCACUAGUAAAAAUUUACGAUUUGAGAACUAUGAGAGCUCUACCUCCCGUAUCAUUUACUGCCAGAGCUUCCUUCCUGCGGUUUCUCCCAAAACUAUCAUCAACUGCACUGAUUGGCUCAUCGAAUGGACAAUUCCAGAUAUGUGAUGUCAUGAAUAAUAGCGCCGCCAUACAAUUCUAUCAUUUGGAAGGAACGGGUAGUCCAUUAACUGUCCUGGACGUAUCGAGCUCUGGUGAGGUCGUUACCUUUGGAGACGGAUCCGGUGUCCUGUAUCAGUAUGCAGACAGGCCGCAGGGUAAAAUAAAUAUGUAUUCUCGACCAAGUGAGUAUCCGACAUUGCCAAGGAAUACCACCUAUAUUGGCCUUGAUGAUGACAGGCCAUUGAACUCUAUUGGCAUGUCGUACUAUACAGAGCCUCUACUCUCUGUAUUCCCAAACACACCAUUCCCAGCUCAUCAACCACCAGCCUUCAUACCUUCUGAAAUCCUCUCAAACGUUAAAAUGAUUGAUUUUGUUGGAUAUGCUCAAAAUCCGAACACGUUCCGUCGCAAUCAAAGACUGCGAGAUACUAGUAAAGCUCGAGAAGAUAUGGAGCAGCCCAAGUUUAGAUCUGAACAGGAACGAGCUCAAAUGAGGAAACCUGUACCAGACAACAAGAAGCAAAGAGAGAGACCAUUAGAUGGUGGUGGCGCAGUAGAUGAUGCUAGUGAUGCAGUUGGAUCUGAAAAUGGUAUACCUCGAGCGUAUCGACUUGUCGAAAUCAAAUAUUCGAGGUUUGGAGUGGAGGACUUUGACUUUGCCUUCUACAACAAGACACCUUAUUCGGGCUUGGAAACACAUAUUCAAAGCUCUUAUUGCAAUGCGAUAGUCCAAGUCCUAUUCUUCAAUCACGUGUUUCGUGAAAUCGCCAAAGCCCACAUUAGAUUAUCUUGUAAUAAGGAAUUCUGCUUGACUUGUGAAUUGGGAUUCCUCUUUCGAAUGCUGGAGGAUGGUAAAGGAGUAAAUUGUCAAGCUACAAACUUUCUGAGAGCAUUUGCUACACUACCACAAGCUGCUGCAUUGGGACUCUUGGAGUUAGAUGUGGUGACUACACCCGUAUCAUAUUCUUCCAUGAUUCAAAGCUGCAAUCGCUUCAUUCUUGAACAAGCACAUCAAGAAUGUAUGGCUGUGGGAAUGUCAUAUCCCAUCAUGACAGCUACGAAAAGCAACCUAUCUGUGAUUCAGCAAUUGUAUGGCCAUGAAUCGUCAAGUGUAUCCACCUGUGAUGUAUGUGGGAAUUCUGAUGUGCGAGAGACGAUGCCUUUUGUUGUGGAUAUGAUGUAUCGAAAGAUUCCACAACCGACAUCUGGUAAAGGCCCAAUACCACCACUGCCGCCUAUGCAAUCGUUCACGGAAACGUUACAGUCAAGUCUACGUCGUGAAUCAACUACUCGAGCAUGGUGCUCGACAUGCAGUCGAUACCAACCUUUAACCCAGACACGAGCUAUAAAGCACUUUCCAGUGGUACUCAAUAUCAACGCGUGUGUAUCUGAUAAUGACCAUACGGGGUGGUGGACGGCAGGAUGGGCGUCGAUGAGGUUUGCCAUGUCCAUUACGGAGGAUGCUGUUGUUGUUCAAGAUUCUCUUGAAGGGCAAGAUGUUCCACAAGGUUUUGUCGUUUAUGAAUUAACUAGUAUUGUAUCAGAGAUAUUGCAAGAUGGGAGACUCAAGCACUUGAUAUCUCAUGUGCGAGUUGACGACGAUGAAGCUUCUCCCAGCUGGCACGUCUUUAAUGAUUUCUUGGUCGACAAGGUUUCCACUUCCAGUGUACUCGAAUUCAAGGAAUGGAGGACUCCAUCGGUUUCACAAUACCGACGUGUCGAUGUCAGCUCCCUUUGCGAUUUGUCUUCGUUGCCCAAGUCCAUGGAUCAGUCUAUUCUUAUGGAUUCUCAGGUGCUCAAUCGUCGGCGAGAAUUGUCGAUUACCUACAAACGUCUCACUCCUGAAGAGACUCAAAGUUUGAAGGGUGCAUUAUGUGGUUUGGACGCUGAAUUCGUUGCACUGAGCAAGGAAGAAUCAGAAGUACGAUCAGAUGGUGUGAGACAAGUUGUGCGUCCAUCACGCCUUGGUCUUGCUCGUGUCAGUGUUACCCGAGGAUUUGAACCAGAAGACGAUACGCCUUUCAUUGAUGAAUACAUAUCAACUACUGAAGAGGUAGUGGAUUAUUUAACGGAUUAUUCUGGUAUCGCACCUGGAGAUUUGGAUCCUGCGGUUUCGCUUCAUCCACUUGUUCCUUUGAAGGUCGCAUAUAAGAAGCUGCGAAUGUUGGUUGAUCAAGGAUGUAUCUUUGUUGGACAUGGAUUGAAGAAGGAUCUUCGGAUUAUUAAUAUUCUGGUUCCUCCAGACCAAAUCAUAGACACUGUGGAUUUGUUUUAUGUCAAGAGUCGACAAAGACGUAUCUCGUUACGUUUCCUGGCUUGGUAUUUGCUCGGAGAGCAGAUACAGGCUGACAGUCAUGAUUCGGUGGAGGAUGCGCAAGCGGCGCUGCUGCUAUAUCGCAAGUACAAGGAACUUGUGUAUAUGGGAGUGCUGGAAAGCACACUAGAAGAAGUAUACGAGGAGGGUCGUGCUCUUAAUUUCAAAGUGCCGACUCCGCCAUCGCCAGAUCAACCUGCUUCUUGA